UUUACACAUGUCCAGAGCUACUACCAAUUAACUCAAUUAUUAAUUAAAUACAUGAGAUUGAUUGAUUAAUGUAUAAUCAGCUUAUUGCAUUUGAGCAUUUUUAAUGUAGAAAGUAAAACUUGAUUUACUCAAUUGAAAAGAAACUUUUUAUUCAAAAUUACUAAAUUACUACAAUAGUAAGAGUGGAUGUUGUCUAAUAUUGCAUAAGAAUUGUGCAAUGUUGUCAUGAAAUGUAAUAGGAAUUUUAAGAAAUGGCAAACAUGAACAUGGAAUUUGAAGACAAUCUUCAAGAAAAAAGAUAUUUUAUUACCAAGUGUCAAAACAGUCAAUCGUUACAAAGAUGUAUGGACAGUGGACAGUGGGCUUGUCGAGAUAGAUUAGCCCCACCUCAUCCUCGUGAGUUCAUUGGGCAAGCAUUCAAUGGGGGAAAAGUGAUUCUGAUAUUUAGUGUUAGUGGCUGUCAUGGUUUCCAUGGAUACUGUCAAAUAACAACUGCACCAUCACUUGAUAAUUGCAAAAUUGAUGAGGAAAGUGGACAAUCAAAAGAUUUAACAAACUCAAAUUGGUAUCAAUUCAGUGUGUCAUGGCCAGAUUCUAUUGUAACUUUCAAGUGUCAAAAGUUCUUAUCAUUUGAAGAAACAAAGGAAUUUGUAUCUUGUGAUGGGACAUUAGUAAAUAAUGCUAGAAAUUGGCAAGAAAUUCCUGGAAAUAUUGGAGAAGACAUGUGUAACUUAAUCGAUGAAAAAGUGGUGGAGAUGAAAACGUCAUUGGAAUAUAAAAAUCAGAAAAUGGAUAAUUGUACUUCUAACCCAUUUCUUGAUUCAAAAAUAUUGACUGAAAAUUCUGUUGAAUUCUAUUGGAAAUCAUUUGUAAAGAAAGUAGAAGAAGAAUUAGGAAAAGUUCAUCUGGCAUGUCCUUUCGGAAGUCAAAGAUAUAAUUUAUCAACACCAGAAAGUGAUAUAGAUGUAUUUAUAGUUUAUCAAGCUAAAACUGAAGAUAUUCUAGGAUUUAAUCCACCCAAACAGACUAUUAAGAAUCAUGAGAAAGAAUUAUGUGAUUAUACAGUCCUAGAGAUAUUUCGGUAUACAGAAUUAUUAUUAUCAGGAGAUGCCAGAUGUGUAGAGACAUUAUUUCUUCAUGAAUCAUCUAUUAUUUAUGCUUCUCCAGAAUGGAGAGAGUUUCAAUGUCUUGAUAAAUAUCUAAGAGAUGCUCAAGGGUCUAAUGGUGUAAAACAGUUAGUGAAAUGGAAGACAAACCAUGAAAAUAUAGAAAAUAUACCAACCAAAAUUAACAAAUUAUGUUAUGUUAUAGUUAGACUUCUACAAAAUGCUAGUGAUGUAGUAAAUGGUAAGGAAAUUAAAGUGUUUAGAACAGAAGAGAGUGAAGAGAAACAAUUUUUGAUGAAAAUCAGACGCAAUGAAUUAACUUAUUCUGAAAUAUGGUCAGAAAUAACCAGAUUACAAGAUGAAAUUGAAAAAAAGAAGAAUGAAAUUAACGAUGAUAAAAUUAGUUUACAAACAUUUCUAGAAAGUUGGCUAUUGUGUCAACGUAAAUCAAACCUAUUAGACAAUACAUGAAUCAAUGAAGCAAUUAAUUAUAAUAAAUAAAAUAAAUUAUUAAUUGAUUUUAUUCAAAUAUAUGCUAAUGUUACUUCCCUAAACAUAAUUAUGACAUAUUUGAAUGAUGAAAUGAAUUUCUAAUUAAAGAUGCUAAACUGCAUUAUUUAUGAUUUG
Messenger RNA from Lottia gigantea (owl limpet), 1733 nucleotides. RefSeq lists its product as hypothetical. The record is from RefSeq and is a predicted model, not a curated record. Gene Ontology annotation, molecular function: RNA binding. NCBI's taxonomy places the organism in Eukaryota, Metazoa, Mollusca, Gastropoda, Lottiidae. Bases 252 to 1577 code for a protein of 441 amino acids. The transcript has 6 exons.